This is a messenger RNA of Dermacentor silvarum, 1375 nucleotides long. RefSeq names its product omega-amidase NIT2. Gene Ontology annotation, molecular function: omega-amidase activity. Bases 421 to 1272 code for a protein of 283 amino acids. The record is from RefSeq and is a predicted model, not a curated record. Gene Ontology annotation, cellular component: mitochondrion. The transcript has a single exon. Gene Ontology annotation, biological process: oxaloacetate metabolic process; L-glutamine metabolic process. Lineage: Eukaryota; Metazoa; Arthropoda; Arachnida; Ixodida; Ixodidae.
GUGCUCCAUGGCUUUUCCCAGCGAUCUCUACGGUAAUAUAUUAGAGAUUGGUGGCAUUUUCAGGUAUUGAUUCCUUCACCUCCUCUCUCGGCCGUCGAAAUAACAUUGGGCGCUUGAUACCUGUUGAAUAGCUAGCCGCCGUAAUAUCGGUCUGUGCUUGAGCUCUCGACGAGGGGCUACAUGAAGUCCUUGCUCUCGGAAGGCGUCUGUUCCUGUGCCCAACGUUUAUAGCUGCUUGUGUAGGUGUUAUCUGUUGCCCUGUUCUUUCACGCGCAGCUGUUUUCGAGUUUUGCUUUUAAGCUUUGGCAUGAUACGCUGCUGCAAAAGCCGGCCUCUGCAGCGAGUCAGGUGAUUUUCUACUACACCCCCGUGCAUCACCGCCUACUUGUAAGUUUGCCCGCUUGCCAGGAAAGAUUGACAAUGGCCAGCACCAGCUUUCGUGUCGCGCUCGUCCAGCUCGCAGUGAAAGCGAGCAAAGCAGAAAAUCUAGCACGUGCCGGGGAUGAAAUCAAGAAGGCUGCAACCAGCGGCGCCAAGCUCGUGUGUCUGCCGGAAUGCUUCGGGUUCCCAUACGGCGCUCAGUACUUCCCCAAGUACGCCGAGUCGAUCCCCGGCGAAACGAGUGAAAUGCUGUCUAAAGCGGCGCAAGAAAACGGCGUCUAUCUCAUCGGUGGUUCCAUGGCUGAAACGGAGAACGGCAAACUCUACAACACUUGUCUCGUCUACGGUCCCGACGGCAAGAUGCUCGCUAAGCACCGCAAGGUUCACCUCUUCGACAUCGACAUUCCCGGAAAGAUAACGUUCAAGGAGUCCGACAGCUUCACGGCCGGCAACAGCCUGACGACGUUCGACACCCCUUACUGCAGAGUGGGCCUCGGCAUCUGCUACGACCUGCGCUUUGCCCAAAUGGCGCAGCUCUACGCUAAGCAGGGUUGCAAGCUGCUCUUCUACCCGGGCGCUUUCAACAUGACGACCGGGCCACUCCACUGGGAGUUGCUGCAGCGCGGUAGGGCAGUCGACAAUCAGGUGUACGUGGCCACUGCGUCUCCGGCUAGAGAUGAAAGUGCCUCUUACGUUGCGUGGGGUCACAGCAUGCUGGUUGAUCCCUUGGGCAAAGUGGUCACCUCAGCGGGUGCCGAGGAAGAGCUGGUCAUCGGCGAGGUUGACCUGGAGCACCUAGAGGCCGUCAGAAACCAAAUACCGAUUACGAAGCAGAAAAGGGACGAUCUUUACGAUGUUGUGAGUAUAGGUGACGGUAACCACGCCAUAUAAGAUCAAUUCAACUUUGCAGAUAGAAACUCUUGAUGAGCCACGGCUUAGUACACAAUGUCUUGUCAGUAGCAAAUAAAUCUCUUUUGCUGGAAAAAAAUAUAUA